Messenger RNA from Apus apus (common swift), 1060 nucleotides. RefSeq names its product lymphocyte antigen 6E. The record is from RefSeq and is a predicted model, not a curated record. Lineage: Eukaryota; Metazoa; Chordata; Aves; Apodiformes; Apodidae. The transcript has 3 exons. Gene Ontology annotation, molecular function: acetylcholine receptor inhibitor activity. The coding region runs from base 64 to 444 and encodes 126 amino acids.
CCUGCGCGCAACCCGCCGCGCAACCCGCCGCGCUGCGCAUCUCGCUGCCCCCAUCGCCGCACCAUGAAGGCGCUCCUGCUCGCCGUGCUGGCUGCGCUGCUGUGCGUGGAGAGAGCCCAUACACUCAUCUGCUUUUCAUGCUCGGAUGCAUCUUCCAACUGGGCCUGCCUGACGCCUGUCAAGUGUGGGGAGAAUGAAAACCACUGUGUGACAACGUACGUUGGAGUGGGGUUAGGUGGCAAGUCUGGCCAGUCCAUCUCCAAAGGAUGCUCUCCCAUUUGCCCCAGUGCUGGGAUUAACCUGGGCAUAGCGGCUGCCUCCGUUUACUGCUGCGACUCCUUCCUCUGCAACAUCAGUGGCUCCAGCAGUGUGAAAGCCAGCUACACAGUCCUGGCCUUGGGAGUCCUGGUUAGCUUCAUCUACAUCCUGAGGGCUCGUGAGUGAUGGGGCUGGCCAAGGAAGAGCCAUCUUGCACGGGCUGUCACAGGUCUCAUUAACCAAUAUCUUCUCUGUCGCUGUCUGCAAGGAGAUCCUCUACUGCUCAGCAGGCUUCCAAGGUGGUUGUUCCCCAGACUUUAUGCUCUUCCAGCAUCAGAGACCUGGGCAGUUUGGCCAAGCUGUUCUCCUCCUUCUGUGGACAUACCCCACUGCACUCUCACACCUCCUUGGCAAAGGUGGAUCAUUUUGGAAGGGUUUCUGCUUUUAUACCUAAUACUACCCCCCUCGUUUCUAAGAUUGAUUAAAACAAAGCUGGGACUCGCUGAGAACCAAUUAACCCCAGAUACCAUCUGGUCAAGUGUUCAGACAUUCCUGCCUCUCACCUCCAUGGAGGUGCCUGGCACUGGUGUGCUCCCAGCACAUGGGUGUUCUGGGCACUGGGAAUGCAUGACCCGAAGGGAGACACAUUCCUGGCCCCUGCAGCUACUGUCUCUUUUUAUAAAAUCGUUUCCGUUUCUUCCGAUCCUGGGCUGAUUUUUCUGGAAAACAAAUGACAUGUACCUUGUCCCUCCGAGCUCUGUAAGUGCCAGACCUGAAUAAACAUGCUCCUGUUGUUACCUGA